Messenger RNA from Capronia epimyces CBS 606.96, 1596 nucleotides. RefSeq lists its product as uncharacterized. The transcript is spliced from 3 exons. The coding region runs from base 1 to 1596 and encodes 531 amino acids. Lineage: Eukaryota; Fungi; Ascomycota; Eurotiomycetes; Chaetothyriales; Herpotrichiellaceae. The record is from RefSeq and is a predicted model, not a curated record.
AUGGGAUCGGUCGGUAAUUCUAUCGUGUCGAUGAUGACACCCGACAACCUCACACCGGUCCUUCUCACAAACGAGCAACCAGCUGCGGCCAGCCCCAAACUCUCACCACUUGACGAGGAUUUUGCGAAGUUGGUGCAGAGCACUCUAGACAAAUGGCAUAUCGAAGGAGUGGCCGUUGCGGUCGUGGACGGGGACGACACAUGGUCCGAGGGAUAUGGAAUUGCUGCUUUGCCCAAUACUCCAGUUCGGCCGUCGACACUGUUCUAUACCGGGAGCACCACCAAGACUUUCACUGCCGCAGCUGCGUCGUUACUGGUCGACGACGACCAAAACUAUCCUCACAUCAAAUGGACCACGCCUCUCAAUCAGAUCAUUCGUGAAGAUUUCGUCCUUGAAGAUGAGUAUGCGACGUCCCAUGUUACUUUGGAAGACGCGCUCUCGCAUCGGACCGGUCUACCUGGACAUGUUUUGACAUUGGGCGCUCCGGGCACCCUACAGGACGUGGCGCGGGGGCUUCGCCACUUGAAGAUGAACAAGGAGAUCAGAACGAAGUGGCAAUACCAGAACGCCAUGUUUGUGACGUUGUCAUACAUGAUCGAGACCGUCACCGGAGAGUGGCUGGGAGAUUUCUUCCGCAAACGCCUCUGGGAACCCUUGGGCAUGAACUCAACCUUCCUUUCGCUCGAGGAUGCCCAGCGAUAUGUCGGAUCGGAUGAGAAUGACAUCGUACUGGCCAAGCCCUAUGACUGGGACGAGGCGACCUCCACGUCCAAGGAGAUUCCUUACAUGGAAGGCGCUGUGAGUGGUGCUGGGAUGGCCAUCUCCAACGUCCUGGAUUACGCAAAGUAUAUCCGUUCCAUGAUCCGCAAAUCCGGCCCGUUGUCCCAGGAAGGCUACGCCGCUCUCCUCGAACCACGCUCAAUCGUACAGCCCUCGGUGUUUCCGCAGUUCAAAACACUUCUAUAUUCGCUCGGGUGGUUCGUGGCGUCGUACCAUGGCGAAACCAUCAUCUUCCACCCGGGAGGCUUGGACGGCUUCACAAGCACGAUGAUAUAUCUUCCUGAUCGCGACUGGGGCGUUGUCGUCUUCUGCAACCGGGCGGGUCCAGGCCGUGAGACACUGGCAUGGCAUCUGAUCGAUGAGCUCCUCAACGUCCCGAAAGCAGAGCGGGUGGAUCUCUGGGAUUUAACAGAAAAGUCUCUCGCAGCAGCUCGAGAGCAACGUGCCACAGCUGUACAACGACUCUAUCCAGGUGCCCCUUCGCCUGGCCUUCCCACUGCCCUCCCCCUGGCUGAGUAUGCUGGCCAAUACAAGCACCCAACCUAUCCUGCGCUCAGCAUCGCGCUGACACCGGACGACGAGCCUCAGCUCGAAGUCACUGUUACAGGAACGAUGCAUGCCAAAUUGAACCUGAAGCACGCGUCUGGGGACUAUUUCAUUGCCGAAGUGCUCAUGUACCUUCACAGUGUAGAGCCGACAGCAUGCAUCACGGCCGAGUUUCAGAUCAAUGCGCAGGGAAAGGUGGCGAGAUUUGGUACUGCUCUGGAUUUUCAGGAUAUGCCAGAAACAACGAUCUGGUUUGAUCGCUCUGAUUAA